Molecule: messenger RNA, 2374 nt
Organism: Ceratina calcarata
Lineage: Eukaryota; Metazoa; Arthropoda; Insecta; Hymenoptera; Apidae
Product: RNA-binding protein 28
Exons: 9
Coding region: 114-2357 (747 amino acids)
Cellular component (GO): nucleolus
Molecular function (GO): mRNA binding
Source: RefSeq, a predicted model, not a curated record
AAAUAUAUAUAUAUGUAUUUAGAUAAAAAUACGUGCCAAUCUACUUGUGAAUAUUUAUAAAAUUUACGAAUAUUUGGUUAGUAAACUGAUCAGACUGAUCAAAUCGAUUCAUCAUGCGGAAUACAGGUAAUAGAAGUGACAGAAAUCGACUUUCGUGGAUCUACAAAAGAAAGAAAAAAUUAGGAAAAGUAACAAAAAAGUCAACAGCAACUGAGAAUCAAGAUAAAAAUGAUAAGGAGAAAGCUCGAAUUAUUGUUCGCAAUAUAUCAUUUAAAGCAACCAAAGAAGAUGUGCAAAAGUUAUAUCGACCGUUUGGGGAAAUAUUGGAAAUAAAUUUCCCAAAACGUGCAGAUGAUACACCAGUUGGUUGUUGUUUCGUCCAAUUUAAAAGGCUAGAAGAUGCAUCAAAGGCAAUAGUCAACACAAAUAAAAAGGAAUUUCUUGGUAGAGUGAUAAAUAGUAGUUGGGCUGUUUCAAAAUCUAAAUACUGUGAGAAAUUAAAGCAAGAAUCUGAGGACUUGGAAAACAGUAGUGAACGUGAUGCAAGGGAAGCUCCAGAAAAAGAUGAAGAUGAAGAAGAUACAAAUACAAAUUUAGAAGAGCAUCAAAUAACAAUUAAGCCAGAGAAAGAUCCAAUAAAAGAGGAAUCAACGUUACAGAGAAAGAAAGAAAGAAGGAGAUUAUUGAAGGAACAGAACAGAAAGAAGAGGGCAAGAAUUGUUGUAAGAAAUUUAUCAUUCCAGGUGACGGAAGAGAACUUGAAAGAACAUUUCUCACAAUAUGGAACCAUAGAGGAGGUAACAAUUUUGAAAAGAAGUGAUGGUAAAAAUGUCGGAUGUGCGUUUGUACAGUUCGAACUAGUGCAGAGCGCAGCUAAAGCCAUACAUCAUGCGAAUAUACAACCACUUCUCGACAGACCCAUAGUAGUCGAUUGGGCCUUACCCAAAAAUAAAUUUUCCCAAAACAAUUCAGAAAAUACAGAUCAAGAUGAAGUUAAAGUGAAAGUGGAGAAAGAAGAAGAUACAGAAGAUGCAGAUAAUGUGCAUCAAGUUAAUUCGAAUGGAGAGUCAGGUGGUGAAGAAGAGAAACAUGACGUUAUCACAGACAAUGAUGUGGACUCUGAUAAAAAUUCAGAAGUUAUUGAAAUGGACAUGAAAAAUUCAGAUGAAGUUUUAUCUGAAGAUGAAGCUGAGGAUGAAAAAGAAGAAAAAGACGUGAAACGCCCACGAUUCGAAUCCCACGAUGUUUCUGAAGGAAAAACUGUGUUUUUAAAGAACGUACCAUUCUCCGUGAAGAAUGACGAAUUAAAGGAGUACAUGGAACAACGAUUUGGACCCGUACAUUAUGCUCUCGUAUGCAUUGAUCCGUUGACUGAAUUUUCAAAGGGCACUGCAUUUGUUAAAUUUAAGACUGUCGAGGAUGCUGAGAAGUGUUUGUCAGCAGGAAAUGAACUCGAAAUGGAUGAUCAAAUACUCGAGGCGCACAGAGCAUUAGACAGAAACGAAGUUGAGAAUAAAGCAAACUUAAAACAGCGUAAUAAACAAAAAGACAACAGGAAUUUAUAUCUAGUGAAAGAAGGAGUUGUCUUAGCCGGAGGUCCAGCAGCCGUCGGAGUUUCGUCAGCGGAUAUGGCAAAACGAUUGCAAAUAGAGCAGUGGAAAUCACAGAUAUUGCGGAACCUAAAUAUGUUCGUCUCCAGGACGCGACUCGUUGUUCACAAUUUACCACCGACAGUGGACGAUGUCAAACUUAGAAAAAUUUUUCAACGUCAUUGUCUACCUACCGCAGUUAUUAGAGAGGCACGUGUUAUGAGAGAUUUAAAGAACGUGGAUAUUAAAGGGGUAGGAAAAUCUAAGGAGUAUGGAUUUGUAUCAUUUACGACGCACGAGGAUGCGCUCCAUGCUUUGAGAACUAUAAACAACAACCCAAGUAUAUUCACUCCUAAAAGGAGACCAAUCAUAUCUUUCUCGAUAGAAAAUCGAGUCAUGGUGAAUGCCAGGCAAAAGCGACUUGAAAAAAGUCGCGAGAAUAAUCCUCUUUGGGUAGGAAAUAAAGUAAAGAGGAAAAUGGAAAACUCGAAUGCAGACGUUUUAGCAAAGAAACGAUUAAAAAAUGAAGCGGAUGAGGCCAAUACAAAAUCGUAUACAGGAAUGAUCGGAAAACCAGGUGAAACUAAGUUGCGUUCAAAACACAAUUUAAAGACUCAAGCGGUCGUGCACAAUCAAACUGUAAAGAAAGAGAAGAAAAAGAAAAAGACUUCCAAAAAGUUAGAUAUAAAAAAGAAGCAAAAGAUCGCUGACCGAAAAGAAGUUAAAGUAAGCACUUUUAAAAUCUUGUUAAUACUAUCAAUUUUUUAAUCGUAUAUUUUUCAUCU